This is a messenger RNA of Castor canadensis (American beaver), 8532 nucleotides long. The record is from RefSeq and is a predicted model, not a curated record. Lineage: Eukaryota; Metazoa; Chordata; Mammalia; Rodentia; Castoridae.
GCUCGUUAAUGGGGCUUGCUCCCUAUCACUGUGGUUCUGUGAAGGACCAGAAGAAGUCACCCAGGAAGGGCCAGGCCCACACCCCAACCUCAAGCCAGUACUUAGAGCAGAGUAACUUUCAAGAAUCUUUUCUUCCUGGUUACUUGUAUGUAAAAGACCCUAUACUGUGGUAAGAUACCCAGAGAUGAGCAGAAGCCUCCAUGCCCAUGUGCCCCGAUUCCAGGCUAAUCAGCACUUAAGAGGCCAGUCUAGGAACAUAUCAUCCCUCUAUGACAAGGAUGUAAAUGUAAAGGAUUCCUGUAUCAUACUGUGGUUAAUCUUUAUUUUGGUCAAUCCCACUGAAGCCUACUGUGAAAAAAAGAAUGAGAAUGUUGAUAGAAUAAUGCCCCCUUUCUUUUUUUACCUUCUCUCUCACUCUCUCUAGUUUCAUUCCCCAUAAAUACUUUCCUUUAAAAUUUUCAUAAUGCUAACAGGAGAAGUGGGUACAGACAAGAAGGAACACAGGCCCUGAGUGUCAGGGACACAUUGCCUGUAGUGGAAGGACUUGGGGUCUUUCCUGGUAGUAGUUUACCUGUUGCCCAAAGAAAUGCCAGUGUUACCAUGUGACAUCCAAUGGAAUGUGCUGCUCAACUCACUUCUUACUAACCCUCAGCAGGAUCCAAAACUACUCCUCCCCACCAUCACCCAGCUCUUCCUUCCCAUUCCCUUUCUGUCCUGCUGGCUUCCUUCCUUAGCCCACCUGUCCUUGCCCCCUGGCUCCCUUUUCCUCUCACUCAUAAGAACAACUAUGACCAAGGAGACAAGAAAAGCUAAGACCAUUUUUUAUCUGAGAACAACACAAUCCACCAUAGUCCUGUCAAAGGCCACCAUGGUGGGAUGGGCUGCAUGUGCCAAGAGUGAUGGGGAAUGAUUAUAACGGCUGUGUUCCAGGUAACCAAUCAACCUGCCCACCCAGUCGACACGCUCUCUCUCUUGUUGUCCCUACAGGAAAACCAUAAGGGUUAAAAUAGUAGAUGAGGAGGAAUACGAAAGGCAAGAGAAUUUCUUCAUUGCCCUUGGUGAACCGAAAUGGAUGGAACGUGGAAUAUCAGUCAUCCAAUUGCCACUGUCCCCUGCAUUUCCCUCAACUGUCCAUCCCUGUACUGUAGCCUGUAAAUGUGAAAACUCCUUGAUGGGUGGGAAAGAAAAAAAAAAGGAAGUAAUGUGAUAUGUUGCAUGCCUAUGACCCUUUCCUGCCCUUGUCCCUGCCAACCCCCACUCUCUAUCAGAGGCUGAAUGGGGAAGGGGAGGGUCAGGGAUGGGGCUUGGGGUUGCCAUGAUUCUCUGACAGUUUUCUGCUGCAUUCUUCAAGCUGAAUGCUUGCCAGGCUAUUCACUUGCAGAGUGGCCCAUAGGCCCUCUACCCUUCAUGGAGGUAAGUGCAUUAUCUGCCUAUUUCCCAGUUGGGAAGACCAUGGCAUGGGGAGGUACACCAAUUGCCAGAGGCCACAACUUCCAAAAGUGAGAAAGAUGGCUCUUGAAGUAGUCCUACAACCUGGAAUCCUGAGCUAUUCUUCCUCACCUUGGCAUCCCACCCACCCCCCUCUUCUCAUUUUUAUAACCCAAGGUAGGGUAUCUUAUUCAGACUACUUUGGGAUAAUGCAACCUCUAAAGCAGAAAAUUGAGAGUUUGUGAGAGAAGGAAGUAUUCAGGUAUGAAAAUUUCCCUAAUCAAUGGGCCUUGGUAAAGAACUUACACUGUGAAGGUCUAGAGUAUUGACUCAGAAGUUUUCCAAAAGCAUAAACUAAUGGUAUAGUGGUGCUGAUCCCUGAGGGACAGCUGACGGAGGCAGCUGAUGGAUGGUUCAUGGACACCUGCCUUUGCUUGGCAUUUGCAAGUGAGAACAUCAUUCAUAUCCCUAGAUUCCACACCAGAGCAGUGCCCUCUCUCCCUCUUUCCUCAGGACAUACAUCUCAGCAUACCUGCCAGGGGUUCAAUCCUAAAAGGCUGACUGGGUUGCAACCAGGGGACAUGUAAGGAAGGAUUUCUUCCCUUGAAGAAAAUGAUUGGAAGCCACCAGUUUGAAAGUGUGGGAGUAACAAAUGUGUGAAUCAGUAAAGAGUGCCUUUGGGAGGUCCCAAGAGAAGAACAUUUUGGUUCCCCUUCAAGAGAGAUAUGCUUGCAGAGAAUGCAACAGUGAAAUCCACCUAUUUGUCCAACAGGGCUGAUCAUUCUGCAACUACUCAUAGUCACAUGGCAGGUAGCAGCAGAAAGCUGACAGAUCUAAGAGAUUCAGCAAUGACACUUCCAGAGCUUCUUUACAGGUCUUCUUCUCAAACCUGAUUGACCAUAAUCAUCAUCAUUUGGAGAUUAUCUGUGGGGAGAGCUAACAGGAGAAGAAGCCCUUUCCAUCUGCCACUGAUCACCUUCCUCUUGUUCACCAAAUAAGAUGUUGCCAUGAGCCUGACUGCCAGGCAGUGCAGAAGAAAGAAGAUGUCUCUCAUUUCAUUACUUCUCAAUCUUUCAGUUCCUACCACCGAUAUAAUUGUCAGAAAUCAUCUCUGCAUAUGCCCCACCUCAUUCUCACCUCUGUUAUGCGUAUAGUUCACAUCUUCAUGAUUGGCUAGAAAUAGAAGAUACCUAAGACUCACAUCACCAAUUUCUAUAUUCCCAGCUACUUAGAUGCAGAUAAAAGCAGGGUGGCUGGAAGGAAGGCAGAAGCUCCAAACAGGAGGAAGGAAUUAGAAAUUCAUUCACGCCUUUAUUCUACCAGUAAAGAGAUAUUCUUUUCUGCCUCAUGUAAGAGUCCCUACAAAUAGCAGGACAGAGAACAACAUAAGAGAAGUCCUGGGCUUUUCAAGAGACCUGACCAAAUGCAAAUACCUGCGACUACUCCCCAUUUGAGGACACCUUCCUUUUUUUACAUUGGAUUCUUUGUCUAUGGAGAUUCCAGCAAAACCCUAGUGGAGCCUAGUCCUGGGGAAGGAAAUAUGGGAGAAGAAGAGCAGUUCAAGCAAGCUAUUUUUGUGGCAUGGUCACAGAUCUCCCAAGGGACCAGAUGCCACGAUCAAAUCUUCCAAUCCAAAAAUUUUCACUUUCCCAACCUCUUGCCCUAUGGUCUACCAGGCUAAUUUUCAGUUUCUUCAGUUCUUCCCAGAUAUUGGCAUCAGACCAUAAGGUGAAAGGUCAUAAAACCUGAUCGUCUAGACUGAGAAUCAAAUGAAAAUCCAUCCUGAUUUGCAGAAUUCCCUGCUGUUCUCAGAGUGAGAGGCAGUGCAGUUGAAAUUGCUUUUCAUUAUCACUGCUAUAUAGGAGAGUCUUAGGCAUUUAGAAUGGCAUAGUCUCUGCAUGGUCAAAAUAGCAAUUGCAUUUUAAAAAAAAAAGGACUGAAUUUGAAAUAGGAGACUUUUUCUGGGUAAGUCAAACAGAUUUCAGAUGUGAUAUGGAAAGUUCUGAACAAUUUGGGGUAAGUCAAAAAGGAAGGAUGAGUAGGAAACACAGUUUCCCUGGAGUAGAGUAAGACCUGGUGUCUAGAAGCAGACUUUUGAAAGCAUCAUUGUCAGGGCUGUUGGAUCCAGGCCUCAACAGAGGGAGUGUCAGGCAGGAAAGGAAAACAUUGCCCCCCUAAAUGGGGCAGCUUGUUCCUCCUCUUUCCACAGAAACUCACCUUGACAAGUAUUUCCUAAUUAUUCACAGCACUAUAUUCUUUCCUACUUGUCCCUGGAGUGUCUGACACUGGGGAAAGUUCAGCUUCACCUUCUCUCAUCACCCGCAUUAGGAAAAUGCCCUGGAGGUAUUGGGUAAUUCAAAGCUGGCCUACCUGGAUCUUGCAAAUACAGCUGUGACUGCUUAGUGGGAAGUCUCAGAUUCAUGAAGAUGAAGCCUAGAGAAUGUCUGGCCUGCCUGGGCACACUAAUAUGUUGGGAUCUCCAGCAUCUGCUGAAACUUGGGGGCCAGAAAGGCUCUGCCAUGCAGUCCCAUGGAAUGAACAGAAUAAACAAUCUCCUUUGAUAUCUAUCUCAAUGUAACGGGGAGAUCCAUUGGUCCAUUACAUCCUUGGUCUAAAUGGAAAAUACCAGGAAACGUCAACUGCUGUUCACCUACUUAUAAGCUAUGCAGAUUCUGAGUCUUCAGUGACUGUGACUAUGGGAUGAUGCAUCCCAGGUUUGAGUUGCAUAGCUAGAGAUUAUUAGAAGGAACAAUUGACAGACAUCUUCCACAUAUAUACACGUAUUCUUUCCUUUCCUCGUCAAUCUCCAUCAGUCACCAGAUGCUCCAGGGGUACAUGGCAGGGUGUUUCCAGACUUUCAUCUGAGAAGUGCCAAAGAAUAAAAUGUACUAUGACACCAUCAAGAUGAAAAUGCGAUGUGUCAUAGGAUUUUUUUUUUAAUUUCUGGGCCUUGAAGUCUAAGAAAGUUUAGUACUUACUACAAAUUAAGUGGCUUGGGACAACCUUUUAGGUAUAUCUUUAACUCAGUUUCCAAGGUCAAUCUACAGAUCUUGUAUUUAUCAUCUCCCAUCUCCUUGUAGUUCUUGGUAUGACAGUCUCUCUGUUCCAGAGUAUCUAAUACUGAUUUCACCUGCCCUGCCCUUUCUGGAACAAAAAGAUCACCACACAGAGAUGUAGCAUCAUAGGAUCUAUCGAAAAGACAAUUGCCAAAAUAGACAGCAAACAACAAACCUUUAUAGAACACUACUAAAUGUGGGGACUUUGCUGGGCACAGGCAGCACAAAAUGGGAUGUAGCUAUAAAAGAAGACAAACCAUUCUAGGAAAGCAUACUAUAGGACUUGUCUUUUCACAAUAUAUUCUUUUAGGAGAGAUCACAUGGUAGCUAGGAUACCAUUUGUGGCUACAGUAACCCUCUAAGCACUGAGAAAUGGAACAUGAUCUAAUUGCAAGGUUAGAGUUAGCAUCACAGAAGUGUGCACUGUUCCACUCUUGUUCCCUGCUACCUGGUGUCCUGAGCUCCCAUUCAAGCCUGAUGGUCAUACCACUUAUAAGCCAGUUACUCUAACAGGGUUGUGACCAAAACAGUUUCAUCAUAACUGGAUUCUCCUUCUUUUCAGAAUGGAUCACAAGUGACCAACUCAGUCUCUGUCCCACCCACUUGAUUCCCCCAUCCCUAGCUCUCAGGGUUUCAGGGAAGAUGUGGGAAUAACUUUCCUGACUGCCUGGCAGCCUUUCAGCUGCUAACAGGUCUUGCUGCUGCAGUUGCUGGCAUGCUCCAAAUGCUGCUUUGUGCAUGUAUUCCUGAGCUCUCACCUACUAAGCUGACUGCUUUCCUUGUGCUCCCAGAACAUAGCCUGAGGAUACUUUCAAGAUGGGACCUUAAUGCUCUUUCCUUUUCUUUCUUCCCUUUGUCUGGUAUCCAUUUGCAAACAGCGCUCCUGUUAUCUCCAGAGGUGACAGACAGGAAGCUGACUGUGGAGGAAGAGGAGGCCAAGAGGAUAGCAGAGAUGGGAAAGCCAAUAUUGGGUGAACACCCUAAACUAGAGGUCAUCAUUGAAGAGUCCUAUGAGUUCAAGACUACAGUGGACAAACUGAUCAAGAAGACAAACUUAGCCUUGGUUGUGGGGACCCAUUCCUGGAGGGACCAGUUCAUGGAGGCAAUCACUGUCAGUGCAGCAGGGGAUGAGGAUGAGGAUGAAUCAGGAGAGGAGAGGCUGCCGUCCUGUUUUGACUAUGUCAUGCACUUCCUGACAGUCUUCUGGAAGGUGCUGUUUGCCUGUGUGCCCCCCACAGAGUACUGCCAUGGCUGGGCCUGCUUCGUCGUCUCCAUCCUCAUCAUUGGCAUGCUCACCGCCAUCAUUGGAGACCUGGCCUCCCACUUUGGCUGCACCAUUGGUCUCAAGGAUUCAGUCACAGCUGUUGUUUUUGUGGCAUUUGGCACCUCUGUACCAGAUACAUUUGCCAGCAAAGCUGCUGCCCUGCAGGAUGUGUAUGCAGACGCCUCCAUUGGCAACGUCACAGGCAGCAAUGCUGUCAAUGUCUUCCUGGGUAUUGGCCUGGCCUGGUCCGUGGCUGCCAUCUACUGGGCCCUGCAGGGACAGGAGUUCCAUGUGUCAGCUGGCACACUGGCCUUCUCUGUCACCCUUUUCACCAUCUUUGCGUUUGUCUGCAUCAGUGUGCUCUUGUACCGACGGCGGCCGCACCUGGGUGGGGAGCUUGGUGGCCCCCGUGGCUGCAAACUUGCCACAACGUGGCUCUUUGUGAGCCUGUGGCUCCUCUACAUACUCUUUGCCACGCUAGAGGCCUAUUGCUACAUCAAGGGGUUCUGAGCCACAAAAUAAGGCCUCCUUCAGGGCAGGUCUUGGACUUUUCCCAAGAGAAGGGCAUUUCCCACCAGUGACCUUUCCAGGCUGAGCAACCCUGGAGAGGCAGCAUCAGCACCUGAGCCCCAGGAACCGCACCUGACGUAGGCCCUGGCAGUCCACUGAAAUGGCAAAGUCUUAAUCGCGCAGAAUGGAGGAAACACUCACUUUCCAAAGUAUUUAAAUACAAACCAACAGCAACAAAUCCACCUCUAUCCCAUCCUCCCACUCAUGACUCUGAUCCACAGUGAAGAUCAGACCCUUCUGUUCUGCCUUCCAACUAUUCCUUUGCCUCUAGUUUAUUUGGGGGUGCAAUUUCUCUGUCCAGUGUGAUGCCUGUGAUCUCUCUUUCUGCUGGUGAGGCAUGAGAAUGAUUCACAUCCACAUGGCUGGUUUGGGGUGCUCUUUUCAUUGCAGUCAUUACUGUGGUUGCCUUCGUUUUCCAUCAGGUUUUGCUUAUUGUCUUGUCUUGUUUUGUUUGUCUUGUCUUUCUGAAGUCAGUGACAAAGGUGCCCUGAAGGGACUCCAGCUCUGAGCUGACAAAUAGAGGCAUGAACUUUCAGACUCAUACCCUCCCAUUCUCACUGGGUCUCAGCCACCUCUUUGCUCCAUCUCCUUUUUACUGUGAGUUCUUUGGAGAACUGACAGCAUUUGAGAGGAAGUAAGCUCACAUACCAACUUGGGGAGAAAGAGAAGCUUUAUCUACUUGCAUUGAACUCAAAUCAAAACCACAAAGCAAUUAAGCAAUUAUCAUCUUCCAUGUCCUGGAUGUGUCCGUGUCUAUAUGUGUGCCCUUCUUGCAGAAAGACCACCAAGUGUGAAAUAUGGGACAAAAAGAGUAAUGGCACACUACAAAGGGCAGCUGGGGAAACAAAAGGGGCACAUGCCUUCUCCAAUAUCCUUGGUUUUGUAUCAGAAGCAGGAGAAAAGAGGUGUCCAACUAGCGAGAUCUUUAAGGAAAAAGAUUAUAUUUAAAAUGUCAGCGUUUCUGAGAAAUGUCAGCAUCACCACCCUCUUACUUGCUAGUGCACUAUACUAAGAGGGCUGACUAAAUGCUAGAAUUUGGAGGUUUGUAAGAGAACAGGGGUUCCUUUCUCCUCUCCUGGCCCUCGGGCCACAUUUGAAAGCAUUUUCACAAGAUAGGAACUGGAAUUCCUCAUUUUUCCAAGUUUCUACUUGCUUUUAAACUCACAAAGCUCUUUUUCCAUCCUGUGGGACAUUUCUAGCCACCCCCCAACCAGAAUCCUAGUCACCAUAAUUCCAUGAAACCUGGGUUUAUAGAAAAAGAGAUUGACAUGCCCUAUGGACCUUUUCCCAAUAAAUUUUGAAAGAACCUGGCUUUAAAACACACAUACAAACACCAAUAAACACACAUACAACAUCACCACAAAACUGCCCACAGGUCUUUAGGCUUUCUGCAUUGACAUAAAUACAUUUUCUAAGGGGGAAAAAUUAAAAAAUACAACACCUGUUUAAUUUUAAACACGUUUUUUAAGAAAAAAUAACUAAAAAAGAAACAGUGCUUGUGUCAUAAGGUAUGUUGACAGUUGCCAGUGGAAAUGUUGGGUUGGUUUACAAAAAUAAAAGCUCUACUUAUAUCUCUCUACAUACAUCUUGAUUUUCCUGUGUUUCUUCAGUGACUGGUCCAGGGGUCUCUUCUGAAGCAGGUGCAGUUGAGGCGAGAGUGUCAUCUUCUAUCACACUCAGGUGCUAAUAUGCCAGACAGUAUUUUUUAAGCAAAAACAUUUCAGGGAAAUUCCAUCUGUCAAAACAUGGACUUUACAAAGUGGGGGACAUUAGCAGUAAAAGCUGUGAUGAUACAGAAAAAGAUUUUUGUAUUAGAAAGAAAUCAGGCUUCCAGCUAGGAAAUCAGUGCCCCGUAUUUAUUUGACAGACAUAAAUUCAACACUUAUUUGCUCAUUCAUGCAGUAAACACACUUUGAACACUUUCCAUGUGUUGAGCUAUAUUUGGGUGAUACAAAGGAAAGUAAGAUACAGUUCCUGAUCACAAGAAAAAGUUCAGAAAAAGGAAGCAAAACUUCUUUUAAUUAAGUUUCUUUGGGUUAUAGAAACAGAAACCAAUUAAAACAGUUCAGAGAAAUAGAGGAGGACAGCACUGUUAAGGCGCUUGGUAAGGGGAUCUUAUGUAACCCAAAGCAAGAAGCAUAGCCUGGCCACAGGGGUCUAAAAGCCUUCAGGAAUCAAGGCUACUCACCUUGAUUCAAUCAAGGCUACUGCCUC